Molecule: messenger RNA, 2730 nt
Organism: Cydia pomonella (codling moth)
Lineage: Eukaryota; Metazoa; Arthropoda; Insecta; Lepidoptera; Tortricidae
Product: zinc finger protein 679-like
Exons: 7
Coding region: 519-1925 (468 amino acids)
Biological process (GO): regulation of transcription by RNA polymerase II
Cellular component (GO): transcription regulator complex; PcG protein complex
Molecular function (GO): DNA-binding transcription factor activity, RNA polymerase II-specific; RNA polymerase II cis-regulatory region sequence-specific DNA binding
Source: RefSeq, a predicted model, not a curated record
AAUAUUACUGCUUCUUGCUUUGAUUGUCCUUCUUUUACAUUGUUUUCUUUACUGUUCUGAUGAUUUUAAUAACAACUCAAUGAUACAGAUUUGAGUUAACUGUUUAUUCUGAAAUUGGAGUGGACUGGUUACUAAUGUUACUAUAAGUCCAUGCUCGGAGUGCGCUCGUACUUUUGUCAGCAAAAUUGAUUAACUUAAGCAACUAAAAUUGUACUUGAGAGUGGAGCAGCAGCACUAAAAGUACCUUAACUAUUAGAGCUAAGUCCAUUACACACAUAUAUACAACAUAAAUACAGAAUUCUCACCAAAAAACCAACGUUUGACAGCGAAAGAUUUCAAAAGUAAAGAUAUACAGGCUGACACCGCUGUGCUGGAACCAUUCUUGGUGCCCGUCAGGCCCGUCUUUAGGAUUAGUGGUAUAUGUGUCAUUGGUGCCACAUCCAUCAUAGUAGGUGUCUACUAUACCAGUGACACAGUUGUGGCCUAAGUUAGGAUUCCAUCAGCAUUGUUGGGUGGAGAUGGAGACAGUGCAUGUGAAAGUGGAACAGUUGUGGGAGGAGCCAGGGCACCAUGCUGUUGCAGAGGCAUCUCCAGGGCCCAUGAAGCGAGAACCUCAGCAGCUACCGGUUAUCAUUAAUGUCAAACAGGAGGUCAUUGACCCACAAGAAGAUUUGCAAAAUAUUGUGGAGAAGGUAGUUGUGAAAGAGGAACCCAAGGAUGGCAGUGACAGUGAAACACUGCCACAAAAUUUGGUGUUCGGUGAAAAUGAUAUUGCAGAGGCGUCUCCAGGGCCCAUGAAGCGAGAGCCUCAACAGCUACCGGUUAUCAUUAAUGUCAAACAGGAGGUCAUUGACCCACAGGAAGAUUUGCAAAAUAUUGUGGAGAAGGUAGUUGUGAAAGAGGAACCCAAGGAUGGCAGUGACAGUGAAACACUGCCACAAAAUUUGGUGUUCGGUGAAAAUGAGGCGUCUCCAGGGCCCAUGAAGCGAGAGCCUCAACAGCUACCGGUUAUCAUUAAUGUCAAACAGGAGGUCAUUGACCCACAGGAAGAUUUGCAAAAUAUUGUGGAGAAGGUACUUGUGAAGGAGGAACCCAAGGAUGACAGUGACAGUGAAACACUGCCACAAGUGUUUGUUGAAAAUCUGUGCGUCAAGGUGGAGGGCGAGUACGUGAAGGAGGACCCCGAGCCCAGCGAGAGUGAGACAGAGCCGUGCGGGAGUGAGAUGGCUGCGGCAGUCGACCCGAAACACAACAAAAAACAGCCACCCUACUCGAAGAUGAGGACUCGGUCGCGCGCUGCCAACACGAACACGGAGGCCAGCGGUGGGCCUCACUCGCCUGACGUCUGCACAGAGUCCUUCGAGUGCCCCAGCCUUUUAAAAUUACACAUGACACACUACACUGGAAACAACUCCUUUGCCUGCGAAAUGUGCCAGUCGAAAUUCGCGAAUCUGACCGUUUUGAAGAUACAUUUAAGGUCACACACUGGUGAGAAGCCCUACAAGUGUAAAACCUGUAAAAAGAAAUUCACACAAAUAGGUUCUUUGAAGAAACACGAACGAAUUCACACUGGUGAGAAGCCAUACUCUUGUGAAACGUGCAAAAAGAAGUUUUCUCAAAAGACGCAUUUGAAGACGCACGAGCGUAUUCACACAGGUGAGAAGCCGUUUAUCUGUGAAUCAUGUAAUAAAAAGUUUGGGCUAUUGAGUACUUUGAAAGCCCACCGAAGGACACACACUGGGGAAAAACCAUACGUGUGCGAGAUUUGUAAGAAAACGUUUGCGAAGUCGAAUACAUUGAAAACACAUGAGAGGACGCAUACGGGAGAGAAGCCGUACUCUUGUGGAAUUUGCGAGAAAGCGUUUACAGCGUUGAGUAUUCUGAGUAAACAUAAACGGAUUCAUUCAAGAACUAGCAAAGUUUGAGUCCAUGUGCGAGAUUUACAGUGGCAUAACUAUACGGUGGCAAAGCGUGCCUGCCCCGUGAGGGGUAAUUAGUUUAAUUUACCAAGAGGCCGUGAGUACAGAGGCCUGCUAUUGCCCCAUUCGAUUAAUUUGCCACUCAGUCACAGCACUGGAAGUCUAUCUUCUUAUCUUAUCUUCUAAUUUUCGGGGGCCCUUGCGGAUACACUUCGACCCAUAGGGAUCUUUUGUGUAGUUGCUCCCUUAGGAAAUAGCUACUCAAGAGCUUUUUUGACCAUCUCCAUGUGCCGGAUAAUAGAGCUUAUCGGUAGCCUUUUGAAUUCCUUUGGUUCCAGAUAGCCUGCUCCAAAGUCCUUCAUUCUUUGUCUGGCGAGGGCGUGACAUUCACACAUUAGGUGUGUUACUGUCUCUUCCUCUUCACCACACAUUCGACAAUCAGUGUUGUCGGAGUGUCCCAUCCUGGCCAAAUACAUAUUUACAAAAAUACAUAUACUAGAAGUCUAAAUACAUAUUUGUUAUUUUUUAUACCGUGGUCGAUGGCAAAAGAAGCAUACAAUCUGCAAUGGUGCUUACCGUAGCCUAUGAACGCCUGCAACUCCAGGGGUGUCCCUUGUAUUGGUAGUAAUUGAGAUUGAUAUGAUAACGAAUAGAUCACGCAGCUGUCAAACGCUGCAGUAUGUAAUUACCCGUAAUAGCAGCAGUGUCACGCAGUGGGAGCAGAACUUCGUUGCUUUAUUUACCACGAACGCUGUAGAGGGUUCGAAAGGUCGGGAUGUAUUUUAAACUCAUUAUACGUGAUAUUAUCCGU